AUGGAUAUUUCAUCAGGAGAUUCAAAUGAUAAUAGCAGGUACUUCAUGCUCGAGUUUGAUGCUGAAAACAGGACUGAUAAAGCGCGAUGCACUGGAAAGCGCCGCUGGGAUGAUUCGUCUUCGCGGGACAGGGCUUCAGAAGGCCAAGUAAAUGAUCGCGAUAUAUGGCAUGACAGGAUGGCUUGGAGUUCAGACGCACACACUCAAGAUCAUCAAGACCACUUGCAGGAGCUGGAGGCUGGAUCUCGGUCACCAAGCAGCGCAUUGGAGGCACAGAACAUGCAGGAAACAAGCACAAUGCUCAUUGCUAGGCAACAAACACAAAAUAGCAGGAUCUUGAUAUCAGAAGAGGAGGAAAAGGAUAUUUCCAUCACACUUUGGACUGGUCGAAGACAGGUGUUUCAAAUCAUCAAUAUGUUCAGGAUGCAGUGGAUCUGGUCAGUGUCACCCAGCCAUGUAUCACCUCCACCUCGUGGUAUUUAG
Messenger RNA from Blastomyces gilchristii SLH14081, 483 nucleotides. RefSeq lists its product as uncharacterized. Lineage: Eukaryota; Fungi; Ascomycota; Eurotiomycetes; Onygenales; Ajellomycetaceae. The coding region runs from base 1 to 483 and encodes 160 amino acids. The transcript has 3 exons. The record is from RefSeq and is a predicted model, not a curated record.